Fragaria vesca subsp. vesca is the source of this 822-nucleotide messenger RNA. RefSeq lists its product as uncharacterized. Lineage: Eukaryota; Viridiplantae; Streptophyta; Magnoliopsida; Rosales; Rosaceae. The transcript is spliced from 4 exons. The coding region runs from base 1 to 822 and encodes 273 amino acids. Gene Ontology annotation, molecular function: DNA binding. The record is from RefSeq and is a predicted model, not a curated record.
AUGGCCACAAUGUCACGCCCAAUGGCUUCUCGGAGCAACAGAGAGGGAAGAGGACAUGCCUUCCCGGUGGACUCUCCAAGCUUCUGCUUGAAGAUUGUUACUGGUGUGGAUCUCCAAGAUGGGAAGGAACUCCCGGAGCCAGCUGUGAGGAAGUAUGGGAAUUGUAUGGAAGACUCCAUAUUCCUCAAGGUUCCCAAUUGCGAAACUUCAUGGCCAGUAGAACUGAAAAAAACGAUUCGUCAUAGCCGAAUCUGGCUACAGAAAGGAUGGGAACAGUUCACAGACUUUUACUCCGUAGACCAAGAUUACUUCAUAGUGUUCAGCUAUGAAGGAAAACAUUCUCAUUUCCAAGUACACAUUUUCCACAACAACAAUAUGGAAAUAGAUUACCCAAUUUGUGGAGGAGGAGGCGGUGGAUGUAUGUCUAAUUUACAAGGUAGCUCCUUUCCCUCUGCGUCAUCUGCUGCUAGAGACCAAAACAGUAACAACCUACAAGGCUUUCAUGGAGCUAACAAGUACAAAGUUGACAAGCCAAGAUUUUGGAUCACAAUGACUGCAUCAUACUUGUCAGUUUACUUGAACAUACCUGCACAUUUCACUAUUAAAAAUCUGUGUGGGAUAGGGUCUUCUUGCAAUGUGACUUUACAAAUUGAAGGUAAGAGAACUUGGACUGUUCUUUGUAGUGUUAGCAAAUGUGGGUUAAAAGCAAGAUUCAAUCCUGCUGGUUGGAAAGCAUUUGUUAAGGACAAUCAAUUGGAAGCAGGUGAUCAUUGUCGGUUCGAGUUGAUAGGCGAACGUAAGCUCAAAGUCGUCAUAUCCUGA